Pogoniulus pusillus (Red-fronted tinkerbird) is the source of this 5067-nucleotide messenger RNA. Its product is annotated as merlin-like. Lineage: Eukaryota; Metazoa; Chordata; Aves; Piciformes; Lybiidae. Gene Ontology annotation, cellular component: adherens junction; plasma membrane; apical part of cell. The record is from RefSeq and is a predicted model, not a curated record. Gene Ontology annotation, biological process: regulation of hippo signaling; positive regulation of early endosome to late endosome transport; regulation of organelle assembly. The transcript is spliced from 20 exons. Gene Ontology annotation, molecular function: actin binding; integrin binding. Bases 1126 to 3108 code for a protein of 660 amino acids.
UUCUACCUUUCCUAGGCUAAAAGGGACAGCGGGUUUUGUCUGCACCUCCAGCCGGUGGGGAGUGGGUCUUGGCUGUGGGGCCUGUUCCCUGUCUACGGGGAGAUCUGUACUACCCCUGGCUUCUGUGGGCUCGCACAGUGAAGCUAGCCUGGGUUUUGGUAUAAACGGAGUUGGAUGCUAUGUGUUGUGAGGCUAGAUGUGACCUGGAGCAGGCCUCCAUGUAGAGGCUCUAGAAGGAGGCGAGGAGGCAGAGGUGUGAGAGCUGAGGGUCGCUCCGCAUUUCAGGGAGUGAAGUUGCCUGGCAGUGGUUCUGUGGCUGCACGCCAAUGAGGUCUGUUGGCAAGGGGGAGUAGCUUUGUGCUCUGCUGUGUGCUGUUAGGUAUUUAAAUGAGCCACGUCUUGAAAGUAUUCCUGUGAAGCUGAAAUAAGUAAUACACGAAGUGAGAGCUGACCUCUUGCCUUUACUUAUCCGUACCCUGCUAGAAAGUCCAUUUCUGUAGAUUUGUAUCUAAAGUUAGAGGCUGAGGGGAAAAAAAACCAAACAAAAAACAACGUAGAAACUGAAUGAUGGCCAAAAAAGCUUUUCAUUUUACUGUUGGCUUUGAGGUAAUGUGCAGCUCGCAGAGCGUGUGGUCUGUGUGCCUGCAGCUUCGGGCUGAGGCCAUCCCUUUUUCCAUUUAGUUGUGUUUAUUUAUCUAUUUCUGCUGACAAGUCUUUUGGUUUCUGGCUGCUUUGCAGGCUUGUGUUCAGGCAUUAUUGUCCCAUUGGCCCUUGCCACGGGAAAGGGGCAGAGCUCCUGAAGGCUGCAUAUUGAUGGCUGCUGGAAAAGACGGGAUUUGGGAGUUAAAAAACCCAAGUCCCUCUGUGUGUUUUAAUUUGGAAAGCGAUCUGUGAGGUUAUUUUCUAGCAAUUGAAUCUCUCCUUUGGAUCCUCUCCUGUGCUCUUUCCUGAAGUGUUGCUCCAAACCGAACAAGACUUCACAGAAGCUUUACCAGAGCCAGCUGGAGGAAGAGGACUUCUCAACUGCUCUCAGUGGUGUCAGAAAGCUAAAUUUCCUCCUGAGCUUUUCUUCUCCACUCUAAGUUGUCUCAAGUACUUGUUCUUGACUCUGCUUCUGAUGUCCACAUGAUUUGGUGUGGCUAUCCUCAUAACCUCAAAAACAUGUCCAUCCGAGGCCUAAAGAAGAAACAGCCAAAGACUUUUAAAGUCAAAAUUAUAACAGUGGAUGCUGAAAUGGAGUUCAGCUGUGAGAUGAAGUGGAAGGGAAAGGACUUGUUUGACCUGGUGUGCCGAGCACUUGGUUUAAGGGAGACUUGGUUCUUUGGCUUGCAGUACACAAUAAAAGGAAUGUGCACCUGGUUAAAGAUGGACAAAAAGGUUUUAGAUCAAGAAAUCCCCAAAGAAGAUCCUAUUAGCUUUCAUUUUUUGGCUAAAUUCUACCCAGAGAAGGUAGAAGAGGAACUACUGCAGGAAAUUACCCAGCAUUUAUUCUUCCUUCAGGUUAAGAAACAAAUACUGGAUGAGGAAAUCUAUUGUUCUCCAGAAGCAACAGUUUUGCUGGCUUCUUAUGCUGUUCAGGCCAAGUAUGGUGACUACGACCCAAGUUUUCAUGAGCCAGGCUUUCUAGCACAUGAUGAACUUCUACCCAAAAGGGUCCUCAGGCAGUAUCAGCUGACAGCAGAGAUGUGGGAAGAAAAGAUUACUGCUUGGUAUGCUGAGCACAGGGGCAUUGCCAGAGAUGAAGCUGAGAUGAACUACCUGAAAAUUGCCCAAGACUUGGAGAUGUAUGGUGUCAAUUAUUUCCCAAUUGCUCAAAAUAAAAACCAUACAGACCUCCUGCUUGGAGUUGAUGCCAAAGGUAUCCACAUCUACAGCAUUAAUAACAGGUUCUCUCCAAAUAAGUCCUUUGAGUGGAGUGCUAUCAGAAACAUUUCCUAUAGUGAGAAAGAGUUAACUAUUAAACCUCUUGACAAGAAAGCAGAAGUCUUCAAGUUCUUUUCGUCUCAACUCAAAGUGAACAAGCUGAUUUUGCAGCUGUGCAUUGGAAACCACGACCUGUUUAUGAGGAGAAGAAAAGUGGACUCGGUAGAGAUCCAGCAAAUGAAAGCACAAGCCAAGGAGGAAAAAGCUAGGAAAAAGAUGGAGAAUCAAAGGCUGGCCAGGGAGAAGCAGCUCCGAGAAGAAGCAGAGCGAGCCAAGGAGGAGCUGGAAAGGCGACUCUUCCAGCUGGAAGAUGAAGCCAGGCAGGCCAAUGAGGCCCUGAUCCGAUCUCAGGAAGCAGCAGAGCUGCUGGCUGAGAAAGCUCAGAUUGCAGAAGAGGAGGCAAAAUUGCUGGCCCAGAAUGCUGCAGAAGCUGAGCAAGAGCGGCAGAGGCUGGAGAUCACAGCUCUGAAAACCAAGGAGGAGAAACGCCUGAUGGAGCAAAAGAUGCGGGAGGCAGAGCUGAUAGCAGUGAAGCUGGUGAAGGAAUCAGACCGGAGAGCUAAGGAAGCUGAGCAUCUGAAACAAGAUCUGCAUGAAGCCAGAGAGGCUGAGAGGAAAGCCAAGCAGAAACUCUUAGACAUAACCAGGCUUAAUUAUCCUCACAUGGUCAAGUACCCGCAGUACUCACCAACUGACAGCAGAGAUGCCAACUUUGACAAAGGAUCCGUAAAGCUGGAUUUGAAAGACAUCGACCUCAAGAGACUAUCCUUUGAGAUCGAGAGAGAGAGGUUAGACUACUUGGAAAAGAGCAGAAAAUUUGAAGAUCGACUGAAAGAACUGAAGUCUGAAAUUCAUGCUUUGAAGCUAGAAGAAAAACAGUCUGGGCUUUACUCUCGCUGGAAUGAAGUGCUGGGAUCUUUGGAUCGCUCCUUAGGGAAUACUCCAUCGUGGAUGAAAACCUUUGAAACUGGAGAGUCAUUGGAUAUAAAUCUUCAAAGACCUUUUCCUGCUUCCUCACUAAGUACUAAAAGCAGCUGGCCUUGUACCAACAGAAUUCAACACCCAGUGCCAGUGGAUAAGUCAUCUCUUCAAGCAAACCCUUUGCUUGCCAACAGUGUGGGCACAGGAGCCAGAAAACAGAUUAUAAAGGUUCAGCAACAUGACUCAGAUGUGAUCUACAUUUGAAGCCUCUCAUUUCUUUACCUGCUGGCCAUCUUUUUUUUGGCUGCUGCAAAAUGGACCUCUACAAGGACAACUGUGCAGCUCUCUCUGCUGACAGACAUCAGCACAAGGGAAGUGGCACUGCAGUUAGAGUGGUGCUGUUCAGCUUCUGAGCAGAUAACAUAAACUGGGAGCACUGCAACUGCCAGUGCAAAACCAGCUGGUGUACAGUGGUGUAAAGGUACAAACCCAGAGAAAUAUUGUUUACUACUUAAGCACUUUGGAAGAAACACUUUGUACUUUGCUAACCCUUCCUCCUCCAGGUGUUUUUACACACUGUCCUGUCACUGUGAUACUGCACUUCUGGGGAAGGGAUGUGAGGCAGCAAGUGUCCAGGAAAUACUUGGGAGGAGAAAGAGAAAUGUACAUGAGCUUGGUAUUUACCUACAGAAGAGAGUAAUUAUGGUUUUGCUAUGGUCCAUGGAAUGUGACUCCCACGGAGCUGCUCAACAAUUUAGUGUUUGCCUGCUAAAUAUUUCCCUUUUUCCUCUCCAAACAUUUCUUGGUUUGCUUAAUUGAUUUGCAUUUCUCUGUGAGAAAUCUCAGCUUUUAAUUCCAGAUGUAGAAGUGGACAUCAUCAAAUGCCUUUCAUUCCUGAGGGAAUCCCUUGGAAUGCAAAGCUUCUGUCCAUUCUCUUUGCAGUUUCCCACUAGAUCAAGCACUUGCUGUUUCUUUUGCUGCUCCAGCAAACUUUGCAUGCAUUUAACUGGGUUCCAGUUCUGUGUAACACAGCUUCCAAAUUAAGACAAAGACAAAAUAUGUUGUUGGUGUCUGCUAAAGUUGGGGUGGUUUCUGAUGGAGGGAUGCAUGCAGCAAAAUGUUUGCCUCCUUAGUGCAACCUGCUUGCAUUUUGUCUGUGUUGCCAUAAAUCUUUAGUCCCAGGACUUCUGGGGAAACUGACACUGUGCAGCUGUAGCUAAAGUAGCACAGCUGAGCAUGUGACAUGCCAUGUAAAAGUGACUGUUUAUGUUGUUAAGUAUCUUGUUCUAAAAGCUAAGAUGAAACAAAAUACUUUCAAUUCCAUUUCCACUUGCUAGUGACAAAUUGAAACUGAAUGUUGUGUCAAUGUGACAGCAUUUACAAGACAAGUUUUAAGAUCAAAUAAAUCUGCUCUGCAAAUGUCUGCAACAGAGUGAGUGCAAUGGGGGAUAGCAUCUGUAGGCAGCUGUGGGCUCAAGCUUGUGCCAGUCAUGACAGUUCCAUGGGGAAAUGCAGGUGGCAGUAAUCUGCAGUGCUGCCCUCUGGUUUGUUCUCAGCCUUCAGAGGAGCUGCUGCCUUUGGUUGGUAUGGGGUUGGGGUCAGGGUGUGUGGAUUCUCCUCACAGCUCUGUCCCAUAGGAGGUGUUUGCAGCUAUUGGGUAUUAAAUACACAGGGUUUUGAUCUGUCUGGAAAGAGCCUUGCGAGUGAGAUGGAGAAGCUGUCAGAGGCAUCAGACUGAAGAGGCAGAUGCUGUGAUGGUCCCAAGACUGGGUAGGUGGCAUUGGCUACAACUGGAACAAUGGUGAGAUACAGGAAAUAGCCUGAAGGGGAAAAGUACAAAACAGCUCUGAAUGUGGCAUUCCAGACUGGGAAGCAGGGAGGGUUGCUGGGAUUUCCUUGGUGGUUCUUGUUUCUUCUUUCAUUUGUGUGUCUUACCACAUAACUAAGCUUGUACCCUCAUUCUGACAGAGGUGCUGGAGCUUCCUUUUGCUGUUGUGAGCUGUGCCAUGGUAUAGGGCAUUGAUGAAGAGAAAUGUUCCACAUACAGGAUUGAUUUCUUUGGACUUGAUGCUGUGUAUCACAGUGAAGGACAGGGUCACAGUGCUGCCAGCUUGAAAAGGAAGCCUGUAUGCCCAAGCUGUUCUCCUCCUGUUGGCACUGCAAAAAGAAGUGCUACCUGGGCAUCAGUUUGUCUAAAACCUAAAUAAAUAUUUGCAGCAAUUA